This is a messenger RNA of Stylonychia lemnae, 3792 nucleotides long. NCBI's taxonomy places the organism in Eukaryota, Ciliophora, Spirotrichea, Sporadotrichida, Oxytrichidae. The record is from the annotation of a GenBank genome assembly.
AUGUCAAGUGCAACUGCUUAAUAUAAUAAGAAAAGAAAGCUAGAAGACAUCUCAAACAAAAAAAAUAACUCAGCAUUGUAGAAAUCCGCUAAGCAAAGAACUUCAAGUGCUAAGCCAAUACAAUCAGAAGUCAAAAAUGACAAAGAUGGCAAGAUAAUCAAAGCCACAAAGGGAAAACUUAAUGAAAAGCUCAGAAACAGCAGUGGAAGCAGAACAAAUCCAGCCUAAAAGAGUGGAAAGAAGCUCUUAGACGAUGAGAAAAAGAUCGAAUUGGAGGAGGAAAGAAGUGAGGAGCUUGAUAUGAGCUAAUCUCAAGUAGUAAUAGGGAAUAUGUUCUCACUCUAUGCCCUUGCUGAGAAGUAGCCUCAAAAGAUUAAAAUGAUUAUCGAUCAGAUUUUUGCUCAUCACGAUAAGUCUGAAGAAUUCAUCGUCAAGACACUGUUUUUGUACUUCUUGGAACUGAUCGGAUUUUCUGAGCUAGAAACCUUAUCGUAUAAUGCAAACUUUAUCUCAAAGAACAGAGAUGAGUCAAAACUCUUAUCAAUCUUCUCCUCAGAUGAUAAGUUUGAAAUUUCUUUUUAGAAGUUAGUAUUUUUCUCUCAAGAGAAGAAGGCAUUGGAGCAGAAAAAGCUUUUAAAGAGAGUUUGCAAGAUCUUUAUCUCCAAUAUAGUAGACCUACUACCUGAUAAAGCCUCAUAUUUGGAGGCAAUUGUUAAGAGAGUUUGCAUUUUCUCAAAGAGUCAAUAAAGGCUAGUGAGGUAUGCAUUCAGCUAUAUUGGUCUCUACAUUUACAAAUUCUAGCUUGAUCAAUAAAGCGAUCUAUUAAAGCUAAAAUAAGGCUAUGAAGAGAAGCAUAAGAAUGAGCUUAAACUUAAACAAUCAUCUGAAGCUAAUCAAACUAAGAAAAGAAUUGAAAGUAUUGCUGCAGCAAUGAAUGAAAUUCAAGGAAACAUAGACACGAUUUAACAGCACUUGAUUCUAAAGAGAAGUCAAGAUGCUCAAGUAAUUGUCAGAAAGAGUGUUUACGAGUUCUUUUUGCAACUAGAUGAAAGAGAACUUUAGGCAGCAUUCGCUAUGCAAGACUAAAAGGACCAGUCAUUAUAUAUGGAUGCAAUCUUUGACGGUCUCAAAGACGAAGACACUUAAAUCAAAAAAGUUUCACUUUAGAUCAUUUAUCAAUUCCUGAACAAGUUCAAUCUUGAUCAAUCAACCAUGAAAGUUGUGGAGGCAUCUCUUCAAAAGUACAAAAUGAUGCUGUUUAAUCUAUCUAAUAUGAAUGAGAAGAACUAAGAUACCUAGAUGGCUCUCAAAGCUAUUCAAAUCAUUCAAAAAGCAAUUCAGAUUAUACCAGAUUUAUACAGUUAAGACAUUCUUUAGUCGUUAAUGAAUCUAGUCCACAGCCAAAAUUUGAGUAUUAGAGAGGAGGUUGGUGGUCUUAUAUUGACUCUAUCAGAUGAAUUUGACGAUGUCAGCACUUUACUUGAGCUUUAGAAAGUCAACCCAUAGAAAGGACUUCCAGAGAACUUUACACUAAACUAUGAGGACGAGCCAAACAAAUCAUAGAAGCAACUAAUUAAGCUGAUUAAAAUGUUCGAAAAGCAUGUUCAAACUGGUGCCUAGCUGUUGACUGUGAAUGGUAGAGUAGAAGACCAAAAUGAGUUGGCUGUGACUAACAUCUCAAAAGAUGAACUGCAGAGAAGAAUCGAAAAUGAAUAGGAGGAAAGAGCUGUUCUGCUUUUCCAGACUUUCCAGAGAAGGACUUCAGUGAUGUUUGAUGUUCAAAGUAUGACUCAUUUACUCAAGAAGGAAGAACUGGAAUACUCUACUAAACAAGUAAUUGUCAAUCUAAUGAAAAUUGCUCUGUUGUACACUGAAGCUAUGAAAAACUAAAAAGAUUGUACAAAUCUGGUAUUCAGCAAAAUAUGGGAGUCAUAGACAGCUUAUUUGAAGCUUACAGUAAUGAAUGAACUCAUCUAAACUUUCAGAGUUGAGACCAAGAUCCUUGAGCCUCUUUUGAGCUCUUUGCUUGUUCUCAGCAAGCACCUGGAAAAAGAUGCGUAAAAUGAUGGCAAUGAUGAGCUAGUUAAGGACAUAAUGAUUCUUUUGCUAAAAGUCAUUGAUAACACACUAGUUGAUGAUCGCCACCCUGAAAGUUUCGUUAUCAUUCAGAGGAGCAUCUCUAAUUUAACUCAGCUGCAGAAACUUUUCCCUGAGAUUACUAGACAGCUUAGAGAGUUAGGCCUUUCUUACUGCGAUAAGCUUUAGUAAGAGGUGGUUCCAAAGCUCUUCAACACUGAGAAAAAUAUAGAUGCUGAGCUUUUAAGCUUCAUCAGCAAGUUUAAUGUCUUAAUGGCCCAGAUCCAAAUCAAAUAGAUUGCAGAUACGGAGUAUCUGAAAGGAAUGUGCUCAUUUAGUAUCAUCAACUAUACCUAAAUGAUCCUCGAUCACUACAAUAUCAUGUGUCAUUUGUCAGAGACUCAAUUCAAUUCAAUGCUGCAAUUGCCUUUCACCUUUAUCGAUCAACUACUUGGAGAAUCAUAAAGUCAUUCAUAGUAUAUUCAGUAUCAGCAAAAAAUGCUGCAUCACCUAGUAGACUUUUAUAUGGACUUGCACAAUCAAUAUAAGAAAGAAUAGCAACUUCAGAUUGUCAUUUUGAAGUACAUUGUUGAGUGUUUAAUCCUAGCAAGUGGAGAAAACAGAUCUGUGAAAGGAAAUCUUGUCCAAGGCAUCAAUGAUUUCCCUAGAGUCAAGGACUUUAUCAAUGAACUUAUCUAAAAUGUGAGUGGCAGACUAAAAGGCAAUGAAUAUGUUGUCUAAGAGCAAUUCAAGAUCUUGCUAAGUCUUUUCACCAGAGACUUUAACUGUUUGAUCUCAGAGAGUGGGGUUGAAUUCCUUAUAAACUUUGGCACUAGCAAGGAUCCUUAAGUAAGCAAAGAAAUUAGAAAACUUUAUUACAACUACAAACAGAGAGACAGACUUCUUGACACAAAGAAAGGGAUUUUCUACUCAUUUGUCCUUAAGAUAAUCAAUUCAAUUUAUCACUAGUAGGAUUCUAAGAUCUACAAACUCUAGGAACAAGCACCUGGAGAUAUUAAGAAGGAAAUGGUUCAAUUAGGACUUGAUGAUAUUGAGCCGAUACUUACCCUUGAAAUCUACUCUAAAUUGGUAUUUAUAAACAGCUUUAUCAAAACUUUCUUGAAUUCAAUAAUGCUAGUAGUAAUCAGUAAUAAGCCUUAGAACCAACAAGGCGCUAAUGGACUUAAUAAGCAAUAAGAUGAGUUAGCCUACUUCAAGAUGGUCGAGGGGCUAAUAAGAUUAGCUGUUUAAGAUAAGACUAAUCUACCACUUUUAUACUGCGUCAAGUACCUAAUGCACAAGAAUUUUCUCAAUUAGCAAUAACAAGAUGGCUUACUUAAAGGUCUUAAACUAUAUAUUGACUCUUAAAAAGAGAACUUGAGUCUAAAUGAAAUAGAAUAAAAGGCAAUAAACUUAUUCUUGAGUCACAUUUCAGAUAAAAUCUCCUAGAAAAAAAUUGGCUAGAAAAAGCUGAAUGAAAGCUCAGUAUUGCUAGAUAAAACUAUCCCAGCUCAAGAGUAAAAUCAAGAAGAGCAAGUUGAAGACUAGGAAUAGAAGAAUGAGGAAAAGGCAUUGAAAGCUGUAAAUGAAGAGAUAGAGAAACAUAAGGAGCUUAUUGGCAGAAAGAGAAAAAUGAAGAGUGCUGGCAAGAACGAAGAUACCCCACAGUAAAUCGAAGAGUCUUCAACUCACAAAAAACUUAAGAAAACAAAGUGA